This is a messenger RNA of Magallana angulata, 3688 nucleotides long. Its product is annotated as probable DNA double-strand break repair Rad50 ATPase. Gene Ontology annotation, biological process: regulation of phosphatidylinositol 3-kinase/protein kinase B signal transduction; mitotic cytokinesis. The coding region runs from base 161 to 2011 and encodes 616 amino acids. The record is from RefSeq and is a predicted model, not a curated record. Lineage: Eukaryota; Metazoa; Mollusca; Bivalvia; Ostreida; Ostreidae. The transcript has 8 exons. Gene Ontology annotation, molecular function: K63-linked polyubiquitin modification-dependent protein binding.
UAUAACGCUUGAUGUUUGAAACGGACUAUAAGGUAUUUCCCCUUAGAAAUUUAAGCUGCUAAAUUUAGAAUUGAUGUCGAUAGUGGUAAAAGCCCUUACUUUUACAACGUAGGGACCUAGCGUGUUGAUUUGAGGAUUUUCCCGUUUCUUCGCCUUCAAGAUGGCGACUGAAAUGACGAGGUCGAAUUCGUCCGAAUCCGCUCUGAGUUCACAACAAAGUCUAGAACAGGAACGAGACUGCUACAAAGAAAAAGUGGACCACAUGAAGUUACUUCUAAAACAGUGCCAAACCGAACUCCACACGUAUAAGAUCCGCCACGGGGGAGUGGAGACGUUCUCACGACUUUUACAAGAGACAAAACAGGAGAAUUCUAGCUUGAAUAAGAAAUUAAAGACAUUGGAAACAAUUGUGAGGAAUUUACAAAGUAGGCUUAUCAAUCAUGGGUUAUCUGCCAGUCUAAGUCUGGAAGAAAGCGAUGACUUUAUUCCAGGAACGUCAAAACAAGUGUUAGAAAACCUGACCAGAGAAAAUUCGAGACUAAAACAGCUUUUGAGAACGUCCCCAUCGGACCCGGAAGAAAUACAGACCUUACAACAGAAAGUGAAGGAAUUUUCUCAGAAAAACACUGCUCUUCAGCAACAACUUGAGUCAAAAGCAUCACGAGUGAAUGAUCUUGAGCGAGCCCUGUCGAGCUCAGCCGAUGAAAAAGAUGCACAGAUCCGCAGACUCACAACUACAGUGGAAGAGCUCAGAGAAAGCUCGCGAACUCGAGACGUGCUCUGUAUAUCCCUGGCUGAGGAAACGAAUAACUUACGGCAGCAACUUACCGAUGUUGGAACGCAGUGUCAGCAAAUGGCUCAACGCCUCGAAAACAGCAAGACAAAACAAGGCUCACAACUUAAGGGUUCAGACAAACACCCAGAAGAUGCGGAUAGGCUGAGGGAGGAAAACUACACAGUGAAGGCCAAAUUAGACGAGGUUAUAAAGAUGAAUCAUCGGUGGCAGUCUUACAACACGAUGCAGGAGCAGCGGAUCAAACAACUGAUGUCGGAGGUCGAGUCCGCUCAGGCCCUGGCCAUCACGCCCGAGCGAGAAGAGUCGAUCAACCGUGCACUGGACGAGGCCAAAUCCAAACUCCAGUCUCUGGAGAACCAGAAAAAAGAGUUGGAUACAAAAUUAAAUGAGGCCUUGACUUAUAACUCCCACCUAACGCAGGAAGUAGAAAAGCUCCGAGAGGAAGUGAAUUCUCGUCGCGAGGGAACCUGUCUGAGCAGUAACUCAGAAUCCAUCGAGGCCCUGAAACACCAGAUCCAAAUCUGUACCGAGGACUUUGAGUAUGAGCGCAGUGACCGAGAAAAGGCGCAGCAUCGAAUAUCUCAACUCGAGGAGGAGAUGAGACAGAUUAAGGCGGAGCGUGAUCGCUAUAAAACUCGCAUAUCUCAGCUCGAGUCUGAGAGCAGCAAGAAAGAUCCAAUGAGCCGGAACCGGUUCCCUCAAGUCAACCUUGACUACAAUCUUCUCACCAACCAAUCGCUGUACAAUGACUUCAACCUUAACCAGGGCAACCAGGGCCUUUCUAUGGAGACACAGUUGGCUGCUAGAGGUCCAAGUCACUUUGCAGAACACAAACCUCCAAACAGUUUACCUAUAGGCCAGGUCAAGGGUCAACUGUCAAUGGAUCAAGGUCACUCUGGGACAAAGGUUGAUGCAAUGUAUGCUGCACAGAAUAUGAAUGAGGUAGACAGUAACCACCUCCAAACAGACAAUAGUACGCCCUCCUCUCAACACAGUGUUCCUAAAAAAGAGUCAAACCCUCCAGAUAAGGCUGACUCGGAUUUUGGACUUUCGGUGACUGUUCCUUCUUUGAAUGACCUUGAUGACAUCAAUGACUCGGAAAGUGACACUCAGUCUGGGAAUGGACAAAUGUUGUCAUGUCCUAAAUGUGGACAAAGUUUUAGUGCCGAUUGCCAUGCUCAGUUAGUGGAGCAUUUGGAAGUGUGUUGUGAUUGACCUUGAACGUUUUGAACUUUUGACCUUUGAAUAAUGUGUAUAUUUAUUUUGUAAUGAUUCAUAGGUAACAGAAUUGGGGGACGAGGGGUUAAAUGAUCAGUCCUUUAUUAAAAAAACAAUUUGGUAAAUCUAGAUGAUAACAGUUUGAAGAUUUUAUAAAUUUAAUAUAAAUAACACAAUAAGUUGAAUUGCCAAGGGCAACAACAUAACAAAUACAUCAUCAAAUACUAUCCUUUCUGCAAAAGUAAUUUUAUUGAAAUAUACAUCGAAAACAUUGAAUCCGUUGAUAAACACAUGUAUACACACGGCAAUUGGGUUUCUCCGUCUACCUUUAACUACAUGUAUUCCUAAUUAAAUGAAGGUACCGGUACUCACACAGGUGUUCAGAUAAGUCAAUAAUUUCCGAGUUUUCUUGCAAUUCGUGGUAAGAUCCACAAAAUUAAAUGCUGUUUUGAAUGUGGAGAUCAGAGACGCCCAAAUCACUCUUCCAUAUUUACGUGUAUAUAUUCUGGCAAGCUUUAAACUAUUGUUUAUUGGAUCAUAUAACAUUGGUAGGUGAAUACAUUGUACAAUUAUAGUCUGUGAUAAUUCUCAAAUGUCGGGAUAUGACAAUUCUGUCAAGUAAGACGGGACUUGGCAGAGAAGAACUGCAUUAAUGCAGAAUUGAUGACAAAACAUUCUCUCUACAUGAUAAAGUACAAUGUACUAUUGGAAUCCACUAAUUUUGGGAGGCCAAAAAGUUUAUAGGGAUUUUAUUUUGUGGGUUUGUAUGUUUUACUGUAAUGAAUAAUUUGUUUCCUAAUUUAUUGUGGAUGUUAAUUAUUCAUGUUGUGGAAGACUCACAAAAUUAAUGACAAUUGAGCCACGUAAGAUUCUAUAGAUUACACCUAUAUUUGUGAAAAUAAGACAGGAUAUGAUGUCAUGUAACAGGAUAUGAUGUCAAAAACAACUAACAUUGAGAAUUGAGUUCAAAUUAGUCAUUCAGAUUACACAGAGAAAGGAUGACAUGAAAUUCAAUGUGUGUAGGUAAGAUUUACAGAGCAUGUAUGAGGAGCCUAUUGAAUAAACUAUUAACCUGGCCAGACCAAUAAUUUCUGCUUCGAUUUUCUCCUGUCAAAAGUUGUCAAUUACAAAUGUAAAGUUUUUUGAAAAAGCAGUUUAAUUCUAUCAAUGUUUAUGACUUUAUCAAAAUAAAGAUGGCUUUAAUAUUUGAUUUUAAUGAUACAUAUAGAACUGAUUUUUUAUGUGUACUAGAUUUGAAAAUCAUAUGCAUUUUGAAACAUAUAUACAUAUGUAUGGCUUGCAGAUUAAAUAAACUUCAGUUUAAGACUAUCUUUUAUGAGCAAUUAACGUGAUACAAUUUGAUAAUGUUUAAUAUUGGAAGGGUUGUAAAUAGGAAGUUUUAGCUGGUCAAGGGAGAUAAGCACAUUUUUUUCCUGCGAUGUAGAUCAUCAUGGAUUAUCUCCCUUGACAUGGUUAAAAUAGACUUGGGUGCUGACUCCAGUGUUUGCCAAAUAAUGUUUCAUCCCCAUUCAUCAAUACUAUGUCCUGUGCUGUGUAUGUAUGUUCUUGACUUUUUUAAUUACCAUGAAUACAAGUGGUUAUAAGAUAUUCAGCUUUCCAAUGUUUUUAUGUAUCUGUCAAAGUUUUGAUAGUAAAAUCAAUCAUUAUUAGAAA